AUGGCUGAAGUGGACACAUGGUUCAAAAGGCAAUAUGACAUGAUCUCAUGCCUCAACGUGCUGGACCGCUGUGAUAAGCCAGUGAGCCUGCUCCGUCAGAUCAAAGCAGCACUGAAACCCAACGCUAAGGCUAUCAUUGCUAUUGUACUUCCUUUUAAACCAUAUGUGGAAACUGGGACAAAGGACAACAAACCGAGCGAGGAACUACCCAUAACUGGUAAAUAUUUUGAAGAUCAGGUGACGAGCGUUAUAGAAGAUGUCCUGGAAGUGGAAGGCUUCAAAGUGGAAGCUUGGACCAGACUGCCAUACCUCUGCCAGGGCGAUCUCAACCAGGCCUACUAUUGGCUCCACGAUGCUGUCUUCGUCGUCAGCCUCAACAAGUCUCUUGGGCAGUGA
Molecule: messenger RNA, 396 nt
Organism: Nezara viridula (southern green stink bug)
Lineage: Eukaryota; Metazoa; Arthropoda; Insecta; Hemiptera; Pentatomidae
Source: the annotation of a GenBank genome assembly